AUGCGCUCAUUGGCACCACGGAUCACCCGUCAGUCAUCGGUGCGGCCAAAGACGCGCUCUGGUAGCAAAGUAAACGCAACAGAGCCACAAGGAAGACAGCAGCGCAGCACAGCCCCUCCGCAAGCAAACAGCCGCGCCCAAGCCUCGCGUUCAGCCGCACGUAUGGCCGCCAUGAGCAGCAGCAGCGGACAGAGAGGGUGUGGGCGGGAACGCACACGCUGCCCCAUCAGUGGCGUCGCCAUAUCCUCCUCCAGAGGAGCCUCGCACAGCUACCCGGCGACCCACACACACCAAGCAUCAUGGCCGCAGUGCCUGCCGCGCCCUGUGGGUGCGACAAAAUCAGCCACACGCACACGGCUUCUCGCGACAACCUCGCAGCGGCUGCCGGCACAUGAGGCUCAUGUAUGCGCAGAUGCAUCAGGGCCAGCACCCCAUGCGGCCGUGGUGCCCACAGAUAGUCCCUCAAAAAGCGCCGCAUCAAAGGAAGCACGUGGGAGCGCGACGCGUCGCUGGCCCCCUUUACUCUCCGGUUCCCCCGUUGGGAGAAACUCCGCGGCGCCGACGCGGCCACACGGCACCGCCAGGAACGAGCGCGCCUACCACGCGCGGGCAGUGCAGCAUAAUCACCUCAACAGCACAAAUAGGAGAAGGCAGAGAGACAGACCCCAGCGCCUGAGAGACGCGGGCCUUCGCUUGUGCAGCAUCCCCACAGAUGCACACCUGCCGACGUCAUCGGCCACACAAAAAAAAGCCCACACACAACAACAUCGUUCCAGUUACUCUCAGCGCGUCCAUUGGACGUAA
Molecule: messenger RNA, 804 nt
Organism: Trypanosoma grayi
Lineage: Eukaryota; Euglenozoa; Kinetoplastea; Trypanosomatida; Trypanosomatidae
Exons: 1
Coding region: 1-804 (267 amino acids)
Source: RefSeq, a predicted model, not a curated record